This is a messenger RNA of Fundulus heteroclitus (mummichog), 1009 nucleotides long. RefSeq names its product cytochrome b5 domain-containing protein 1. NCBI's taxonomy places the organism in Eukaryota, Metazoa, Chordata, Actinopteri, Cyprinodontiformes, Fundulidae. The record is from RefSeq and is a predicted model, not a curated record. Bases 170 to 820 code for a protein of 216 amino acids. The transcript is spliced from 4 exons.
UGCCACAGCAACGCAACAACUCCAGACCUGCAGCGAUCCUCUCGCCGUUUAACCGCCUCCACCCCGUUUCUCCCGGUUUUUCCCGGUUUCUCCCGGUUUGUCCCGGUUUGUCCCGGUUUCUCCCGGUUUGUCCCGGUUUCUCCCGGUUUGUCCCGGUCUAACCCCGCAGAUGACGGCGCGGCCCCGGUACUUCACCGCCUCGGAGGUGGCCUGUCACCGCAGCUCAGCCGACCUGUGGGUCUCCUUCCUGGGCAGAGUGUGCGACCUGAGCCCGCUGGUGAGCCGCUACCACGGAGAUGUUCUGCUGCUUCCCAUCUUGGAGUGUGCAGGAAAGGACAUCAGCAGCUGGUUUGACCCCAGGACCAAAGACGUCCUGCGGUGCGUGGACCCUCUGACCUGCUGCCAGCGGUACUACACCCCCAGGGGGCGCUUCCUGCACGUCCCCCCCGCCGGCCCCCGCUGCGACUGGGACACGGACAUCGGGGAGCCGUGGUGGAGGGACCGCAGGUACGUGGUGGGGAAGCUGUCGGCUAAGACCAGGUGGAUCCGGAUCAUCAACACGCUGACGUCCCAGGAGCAGCUGCUGGAGGUGUGCUCUGAGGAGACUCUAGAGGAAAUCCUGCGGCGCUACCUGCGCUACAACAGCCACGCCCGCAGCUACACCUGGAAGUUCAACGGCGAGGCGCUGGACAUGGGCAAGACGCUGAGAGACAACGGCGUGGUGGACGAUGACCAGGAGCUGGAGCACCUGAGGCUGGACAGAGACCUCUUCAUCCCCGCCGUCCUGCUCCACUUCAACGAUGACCUCACGGACGGAUGAUGUCAUCGCUGUGACCUCACACCUGCAGCGGGACGUUAAACAGACUCUCUGUGCAGAAAGACUUGCUCACCCUGAAAUAUUAAACUUCAACUUCCUGAUGUUUAAUCCACCAGGUCAUGUGAUCAUAUGUCUGGAUACACCUGCAUACACCUGCUUACUCUUGUAUAAACCUGCAUACACCUUUAUACA